This is a messenger RNA of Lagopus leucura (white-tailed ptarmigan), 3783 nucleotides long. RefSeq names its product myosin-IIIa-like. Gene Ontology annotation, biological process: translational initiation. Gene Ontology annotation, molecular function: ATP binding; translation initiation factor activity; protein binding. The record is from RefSeq and is a predicted model, not a curated record. NCBI's taxonomy places the organism in Eukaryota, Metazoa, Chordata, Aves, Galliformes, Phasianidae. The transcript has 26 exons. Bases 1 to 3783 code for a protein of 1260 amino acids. Gene Ontology annotation, cellular component: myosin complex.
AUGGAGAAACAAUUUGAACGUAUUCAUACAAAGAAAGGGAACUACAGUAAGUCACUAGUUUCAAACCAAGAAGAUGUAGAUGAUUUAGCAACCUUGGAGGUACUGGAUGAGAAUACAGUGACAGAGCAGUUGCAGAAGAGUUAUGCCAAGGAUCAGAUCUACACAUAUGUUGGGGACAUCCUCAUAGCUGUCAAUCCAUUUCGGAAUGUAGACAUUUAUUCUUCACAGCAUUCCAAACUGUAUAUUGGAGCCAAACGGACUGCCAACCCUCCUCACAUUUUUGCUGUUGCUGACAUUGGUUAUCAGUCCAUGGUGACAUACAACUCUGAUCAGUGCAUCGUUAUUUCUGGGGAAAGUGGAGCUGGCAAGACACAAAGUGCCCAUCUUCUGGUUCAGCAGCUCACUGUCCUGGGCAAGGCUAAUAACAGGACUCUACAGGAGAAAAUCCUCCAGGUGAAUAACCUUGUAGAAGCAUUUGGAAAUGCAGGCACUAUCAUCAAUGAUAACUCCAGCAGAUUUGGAAAAUAUUUGGAAAUGAAAUUUACUUGUGGUGGCACUGUAGUAGGAGCUCAGAUUUCAGAGUACCUCCUUGAAAAAUCCAGAGUUGUCCACCAGGCAGUAUAUCUGCAAAACGAUCAUUUCAGAAUAGUGCAAGACUUUAUGAACAACAGCUUUUAUAAGUCGCAGUUUGAAUUAAUUGAACAGUGCUUCAAAGUCAUAGGUUUUACACUGGAGGCAGACGAGCUGCAAGAGGCGCUCACCUCUCACUGUGUAGUGACUCGAGGAGAAACAAUUAUUCGUCCCAAUACUGUGGAAAAAGCCACUGAUGUCAGAGAUGCCAUGGCCAAAGCUCUCUACGGGCGCCUGUUCAGCUGGAUAGUCAAUCGCAUCAACACUCUUCUCAAACCUGACAAACAUUUAAGUGGAAGUGAUGAUGGUUUGAAUAUUGGAAUUCUUGAUAUCUUUGGCUUUGAGAAUUUCAAGAAGAAUUCUUUUGAACAACUCUGUAUCAACAUUGCCAAUGAACAGAUUCAGUUCUACUUCAAUCAACACGUCUUUGCCUGGGAACAGAAUGAGUACCUGUAUGAAGGUGUUGAUGCAAGAGUUAUAGAAUAUGAGGACAACAGGCCGCUCUUAGAUAUGUUCUUGCAGAAACCAAUGGGCUUAUUAUCCCUGCUUGAUGAAGAAAGUCGAUUCCCACAAGCAACAGAUCAGACACUUGUAGAAAAAUUUGAGGAUAAUUUGAAGUCAAAGUAUUUUUGGAGACCCAAAAGAGUAGAUUUAACAUUUGGGAUUUAUCAUUAUGCAGGAAAGGUUCUGUAUAAUGCAAGUGGAUUCCUGGCCAAAAAUAGAGAUACUCUGCCAGCUGAUAUUGUGCUGCUUCUGCGAUCAUCUGAAAACAAUCUGAUACGACAGUUGGUAAUGCAUCCUCUUACAAAAACAGGUAACCUGGCACACAGUAAAAGCAAAACUACAAUCAGUUACCAGAUGUGGACCCCCCAGAAAUCAAUCAGUCGCACAAAGCUGGAUAUCUUUGUGUUGUGCAAUUCAUAUUCCUUCCGUGAGAGAAUGACCACAAUAGCAGUGGUCCACAAUAACAGGUUCUCAGACAUUGUCAAGUACUCACUCAUGGAUUUGUUAUCCAAAAUGGUGGUUGGCCAGCCUCAUUUUGUCCGGUGCAUCAAGCCAAACAAUGACCGGCAGGCAAACAAGUUUGAUAAAGAAAAAGUGCUGGUUCAGCUGCGUUACACAGGAAUUCUGGAGACAGCAAGGAUUCGAAGACAGGGUUAUUCGCACCGCAUACUCUUUGCUAACUUCAUAAAACGGUAUUAUCUCAUCUGUUACAAAACAAAUGAUGAUCCUCCAGUCAGCCCAGAAACUUGUGCUGCCAUCUUGGAAAAAGCCCACCUUGACAACUGGGUUCUUGGAAGAACUAAAGUAUUUCUCAAAUACUAUCACGUGGAACAGCUGAAUUUAAUGCGCAAAGAGACAGUUGAUAGGAUUAUAUUGAUUCAAGCUUAUGUCAGAGGAUGGCUGGGCUCAAGGAGAUACAAAAAGAUAAAGGAACAAAGGGAACGAAGCGCUAUUAAAAUACAAUCAGCUUACAGGGGUUUUGUUGCUCGCAAAGAAUACCAGAAUGCAAAACAUAAUAAAAAAAUUGAAAAAUACAUCAUCAGACUUCAAGCAACAAUACAAAACUCCUCUUCUGGUUUGAAAACAGUGUUGAGACAGCUACUGUCUCAAAAGAAAGGUUUCAGCCAACUUCAAAGAGAAUCUCUUAGAAAGAAAGAAACUGAGAAUGCAGCAUCCUCUAGCGAAAAGGAAAAGGACAAAGAACUUCAAGAAAAUGAGGAACGUACAGCUAGAGUGAAGAGUGCCCUUCCUAAAACAGAAGAAGAAGCAGCUAUCGUUGUUCAAAGCAAUUACAGGGGCUACAGAGCCCGUAAAAAAAUAAAGGAAGAAUGCAAAAAAAUAGCAGAGGAAGAAUUAUCUGUUGUGGAAUAUCUUGAAGCACAGCUGCAGCCAGCUGAAGAUGUUACACUGGAAGAAGCAGAGAAUGAGGAGACUCAAGGAGAAGGUGUUGAUGAUAAUGAGCACACUGGGAAUGGUGACAUAGGAAAUGUACAGGAGCAAAAGGUAAUAUCUACUAAAGAGAGAGCUUCUGUGAAGCAGAGGCCUGCAGUAGAGCAUUCUGAUGAAGGUGAAGAACAGGCAUCCUCGAAGGAAUCAUCCAGCAAAGCUUCUGUCAAAAUCACAGCUGAACCUGGUCCCCAGCAGGAGCAAGCUAACCAAGACAGGCUCAGCGCAGAUGGGCAAAAUCAAGAAUCUGCUGUGGUCCAGCCUGAGACCAACAAGGAUAUGGAAAGAAAUGAUCUAAAACAAGAAAUGAUACCUACAGGAUGUAAAGGAAUUGUAAGAAAAGAGUCUGUAAGAGGUUCACAGAAGCAAACUGAAGCAGAACAACAAAGUUUAGAGGACAAAGAGAAAGCAGCAGUGGUUAUUCAGAGCAAUUACCGGGGUUACAGAAGGAGAGGACAACUCAGAAAAGAAGGGAAAUUACCUUGCAAAAGUCAAGAGAACACUGCAAAGGAGUCAACAGAAGCAGUACACAUUCAAAAUAAAGAUCCCCAAACAAAAAAAAAUAAGGAAAGCAGUGUGACAGAGGCUGAGGGCUCUAAGACACAGAAGGGAGGAUCUGAAAAAGAGACUUGUGAUUUGGCAGCCUUUUCACGGCAGAUAUCAAAAUUAUCUGAAGACUACUUAGCAUUGCAGCAAAAAUUAAAUGAAAUGAUAUUGUCACAUCAGCUGAGACCUGUGAUGAUGUCCAAAGAUAAGCAAACUAACAACCAACAUUCUGCUCAUGUUUGUCAGUCAGUUACAGCCAAAGUAGAAGACACUCGCCCCCUGAAAAGACCCCCAAGGAGGCCGCGGAAGCCCAAGACAUUAAAUAACCCUGAAGACUCCACCUACUACACUUUAAUACAUAAAUCAGUACAAGAUGAAAAACGGAAACCAAGAAAAGAAAGUCUGGGCAAGGUGCUAGAUUUAGAUAUCUACUACCAUGAAAUUUCAUCUACUGGUUCCACCUCAAAGGACAGCAGCUCUACCACAAAAAGGAGGAGACAUCCCGUCGAGCGCAGAACUUCAACUUUAAGAACUACUGAGAGGUCAAGGGUUGCGGAGAGCUCCCUGGAAGAAAGCAGAGCAGAAGAUAAUCCCUAUGACUACCGGAGGCUGCUGCGGAAGACCUCGCAGCGCCGGCGCCUUAUCCAGCAGUUCUAG